Messenger RNA from Lolium perenne, 1953 nucleotides. RefSeq names its product F-box/LRR-repeat protein 13. The record is from RefSeq and is a predicted model, not a curated record. Gene Ontology annotation, molecular function: protein binding. Lineage: Eukaryota; Viridiplantae; Streptophyta; Magnoliopsida; Poales; Poaceae.
GCCUCCACCACCUGCUCCCCUCCUUCAUUUCUGAAAACCCUCUCUUUCGUCUCCUCCCGCCGCGGCCGGCGACGAUGGCAGCCACCAUGGACGGCAUCAUGAAGGCCAUCUUUUCCUGCAUCCCCUCCGCGCCAUCCUCCGCUGCCGACAGCUGCCUCUCCGCCGACUUCUCCUCCGAUUUCCCUGGCGGCGGCGGCGGCGGCGAGGACCGCAUCAGCUGCCUCCCCGACGCGCUGCUCUCCAACAUCGUCUCCCGCCUCCCCGUCAAGGACGCCGCGCGCACCGCAGCGAUCUCCCCUCGCUGGCGCCGCCUACGGUCGUCCACGCCUCUCGUCCUCGUCGACGUCGACAUCUUCCAUGACUACGUCGUCGGCGACGGCCACGGCCACGACGGCCUCAUCGACUGGCGCGGCCUCACCAGCACCGUCUCCCGCAUCCUCUCCGGACACCAGGGACCCUUCCGCACCGUCCACCUCACCACGGUCUGCAACUACGCGGCCGCCCGCGGCGGCAGCGCGCUCGUGCGCUGGCUCCACCUAUUCGCCGCCAAGGCCGUCGAGGAGCUCGUCCUCGUCAACUUCCCCAGAUGGAUCCUCGACAACACCCUCCCCGCCGAGAUCCUCCGCGUCGCCUCCCUCCGCCGCCUCUACCUCGGCCUCUGGGACGAGUUCCCGGACACGGAUCACCUCCCCCGCGGCGCGCACGUCUUCCCGCACCUCCUCGAGCUCGGCUUCUGCCGCACCGACAUCAAGGACAAGGACCUCGACAGCCUACUGCAGCGCAGCCCCGUGCUGGAGAAGCUCGCGCUCAUCCUCAACUACGCCACGCCGCGCAACGUCCGCGUCCGCAGCCGCAGCCUCCGCUGCCUGCUCUUCUGGAUGUCCAUCGCCGACGGGCUCGACGUGGCCGUCGCUCCGCGUCUCGAGCGCCUCAUCCUGUGGAACGACUGCCCUGGUGCCUGCUUCGACAAGAGCUUCCGCACCAGAGUCAAGAUUGGCAACACGCCGGCGCUCAAGGUGCUCGGCUACUUGGAGCCAAGCAUCCAUGUGCUCGAGAUCCGCAACACCGUCAUCGAGUUUGGGACAAAGGCGAGCCCCACCACCACCGUUACAAGUGUCAAGAUCCUGGGGUUAAGGGUGCGAUUUGGAAUGCACAGGGAGACCAAAGCGCUGCCUACAUUCCUGAGAUGCUUUCCCAAAGUCCAGACAUUGCAUAUCAUGUCUGCUGAAGCUGAUGAGCCCACUGGCAAGCUGAAUUUCAAGUUCUGGCAGGAUGUCGGCCCCCUCCAGUGCCUGCAGUCACACAUCAAGAAGGUGGUGUUCAAGAACUUCCGUGGCUACCGCAGUGAGCUUGCAUUCCUCAGGUUCGUCGUGGAGAGAGCACAGCUGCUGCAAAACAUGGUUAUCGUGUUGGCAGAUGAUUCAAAGGAGGGGGUGGCCGAGAAGCUGAAACCUCUGGCUUGCAGCACCAAGCGUGCCAGCAGAGACCCGAAAUUCAUGAUCUUGGUGCGCAAGGGGGGCAGCCCGUGGAGCUUCCGCGUGGCAUCCGAUCUCUCCAAGAGUGAUCCCUUUGAUUGCUGAAGCUGAUCAAGGUGCUAGCUACAGCUGAUAUGUUCCGAUCAUGAUGCACAUCAUUUCCAUGUCUUCCGCUAAACUACGCACAGACUAUGGUUAUUUGUCCAUGUAUGAUCUAUCUGUAGGCAAUGCGCUUAGUUGGAUUAUGAAUUCUUGGCUUAUGUUUUAUCUAGACGUAGAGUUUGCUGGUCCAGCAAGGAGAGAGCAGGGUAUUGAACAAUGCAAGUUGCUACAGAAGCUAGUCAGCUAGAUGGUCAUUCGUCCAUGCCAUGUCUGAGUCUGAUGCUAUCGAAUCGUCCCUAACUGGUUAAUUUGCAGACAUUGUGCAUUUUCAUGUGAUUUUGUGUUGCUAUUUUUCGGUGAGUUCGUUUCUUUGUGA